AUGAGCGCAAUGUGCGGACAUUUCCUGCGCCGGGAGGGCACAUACCGGGCUGAGUAUGCGGCCAGUGGUCGGUCCACGUGUCACGGGUGCCACAAAUGGAUCCAAUAUCUUGAUCUUCGCAUUGGUUUGAUUGGCAGAUAUCGGAAGCGACACAAGAUAUGGAAGUGGUAUCACUUGCAGUGUUUUGUCAUAAAUCGUAACAAUAAUGACAAUAAUAAUAACGAAGACGUGAUCAAAGUGGAGGACAUCGAGCACUUCGCGCAUCUCAGACACGCGGAUCAGAUUAAGAUCAUUGAGAGCGUCAUCACUGACGCAAACGCGGACCAAAUCCUCGGGUCGGACAGGGAGUCACUGGAGAGACAGUCAGACGAGUUGUACAGAUAUUUCGAUCUCUUACUGACACUAAAAGCUCCCGAUUUGGCACUACUUAUGCUUUACAAUGAGAUGAGACCGCCGAAGACUCGGAUGUGCAAAGUGUACGCAUUGGCCGACGCCAUGACUUUUGGCGCACCCGAUCCCUGUCCUCGAUGUGACCCAACCAUAGCUCAAGGGAUGCUAGUCUUCAGAGGCAACGCUUAUAUCUGUUCGAUGGGCGCCAAGACUCGGACACUUGGAUGCGAUUAUUGGACUCUUGAGCCCAAACGCCACCCCUUUACAGUUCCCAAGGGAUUGUCCGAAGAGUACCCAUUUCUGGGCCAAUACAGCAACGAAGUUCUUAGUGGUAGGGCUUAUAUACCGGCGCUAUCGGCUGCCAUAAAUAGCUACCGGAGUGAGAGUCCUGUGUCGGUGUCGAGUCGUGCGAUGGCUUACGGACACAACGAUGAUGUGGUCGAUUCGGGUGAUAUCGGCUACAGAGUAGACGCUAUUAGCCACCAAAUGGACGAAUUAGUGAUAUGUGAAAACGAGAGCACAAACAAUAAUAAGACACUAACUCUAGGAGGGGGUGAUGUUAAGACACUAACCCUAGGAGGGGGUAAUGUUAAGACACUAAGCCUAGGAGGGGGUGAUGUUAAAACUCUAACCCUAGGAGGGGGUGAUGUUGUGGACCCCAACUGUCCACUGGGCGCCGGCUAUCAGGUGUACAGAGACUACAGAGAGGAGAGUUAUAGCGCUGUCUUAAGUUACGUAAAACUAAUGACAAACGAGAAUUACUUCUAUUAUCUGCAACUCCUGUACAUCGACUCCAUCGAGUCGAAGAAGUAUUGUUUGUGGCGCUCGUGGGGUAACAUCGGAUCCAAAGCCUCCGGUUCUUGUUAUAAGUUCUUUGAGAACAGUUCGGACGCCAUUUCGCGAUUUAAACAGAUAUUUAAGGAUAAGACGAAUAAUGAAUGGGACAGAAGGCGACCCUUUAAGCAGAAUCCAUACUCUUAUUAUUUGGUUGAUGUGAAGUACAUCGAGAAUAAAAACCAAAUCAUAAACCUGUUUGACUCGAACCCAGAUAAUGUCAAGAUUGGUCAUGAUAUUCAAGAGCUCAUGAAAAUUAUAUUCGAUUACGAGAAUAUGAUCAACGAAUUGAGGUAUGGUUUCAAGAUAGACAUCACUCGCAUGCCAUUAGGACUCGUAUCCAAGAAUGCACUGAAAAAUGCUAAGAAAUGUCUGAAUGAAUUGGCGCUAUUGUUGGGACCAAAUGUCAUGUUAAGAGAUAGAGAGACAACAGUACACGAUAUGAGUCAUGAUUUCUAUCAGAAUAUUCCCCAGAAAACGGUUGAAUGCAUUGAUUCCGUAGAGAAAGCCGAUAAAAAGCUACAGCUGUUGACUACAUUGAAAUCCAUGAGAAUAACAUUCAGUCUAUUAAUUGCAAAAACGGAUUCUUACAAGAAUUGGGAACCAAUCGAUAUUCUCUACUCAAGACUCCACGCAAACAUCAAUGUAUUGAUUGAAGGCAGCGAUGAGUAUAACAUUAUAAAUGAUUAUCUGUCGGAAAGUAAUGGUCUCAACGGCCUGGACCUCCGAAUUGCCACCAUUUAUGAGUUGGAGUGCAAGGAAUCGACCGAAAAGUUUAAAGAGUUUGAAGCGUACAAUAAGCUGUUGCUAUGGCACGGGACGUGUGCCACCAAUUUGGUCGGUAUUAUAACUCGCGGUAUGCGUAUAGAGUCGGGCGCCCAGCCAUCCGGCCGUGUGUUUGGGGACGGCAUCUACUUUGCAGACAAGGCGGCCAGAAGUAUACAGUAUUGUAGGGAUGGGACUACCAAAUGGCUAUUGCUGUGCGAAGUUGUUAAUAGAAAUUACAAAAGGAUUUAUUCGUACGAAGAAUUUGAGAGAAAUGAUAAGUUCAGGGAUGGCUUUCCCACAGACGUAACGUGCGUUCAGUUUGUAGGCAAGACGGGGACCAGAAUUCACAAAACGAUGCCAAACGCUAAUCAAAUUUAUGUGCCAAAGGCUGUCAUCACAACCAACAGAGACUUCAUUAAAUAUCCGCAUAGAGACAAUACAGUUGAUCUCAAAUACAAUGAAUAUUUGGUCAAAAAUUGUGAUCACAUUAAUGUCAAGUUUAUAGUCAAAUGCCAUCAAAUUUGA
Messenger RNA from Oppiella nova, 2517 nucleotides. NCBI's taxonomy places the organism in Eukaryota, Metazoa, Arthropoda, Arachnida, Sarcoptiformes, Oppiidae. The record is from the annotation of a GenBank genome assembly.